Messenger RNA from Saxophila tyrrhenica, 1572 nucleotides. RefSeq lists its product as uncharacterized. Bases 1 to 1572 code for a protein of 523 amino acids. The record is from RefSeq and is a predicted model, not a curated record. Gene Ontology annotation, molecular function: transmembrane transporter activity. Gene Ontology annotation, biological process: transmembrane transport. NCBI's taxonomy places the organism in Eukaryota, Fungi, Ascomycota, Dothideomycetes, Mycosphaerellales, Extremaceae. The transcript has 3 exons. Gene Ontology annotation, cellular component: membrane.
AUGUCUCAUACGCAAAUAGAGCUCACGGCACUGCAGCCACCAGAAGCAAUAGCCAAAACAACGAAUUCUUUACGGCGAUCAAGUCGAGCUUCCACCAACAGACCAUCAUAUGACGGCACCGCAGACGUACAGUCUUUGCACAUCCUCGAGCGGACAGACACCGUCACGUCGAAGUCGCGAACCACGGUCAUCAUUGCGUGCGUUACGCUCAUCACGGCUAUCUCGACACUCCUCAAUGGCUUGACGACUGUUGCGCUCCCUGCCAUGGCAAAGGAACUCGACAUACCAAAGCCACUUCAGCUCUGGCCUUCUUCGAUACAAGCCCUUACGAAUGGCUGUACUCUUCUCAUCGCCGGGUCCGUGUCGGACGCUCUCGGGUCGAGGUUCAUGUAUCUGGUCGGCUGUGUGCUCCAGGCAGGUUUCGUGCUUGGAUGCGGGCUCAGCAAGACGAGCACACAGAUCAUCCUGUUCCGCGGUCUCAGCGGAGUCGCUCUGUCUUUCUGCCUGCCGAGCGCGGUGGCGAUAAUAACCCGCUCCUUUGUGGGCAAGAGACGGGACUUUGCCUUCGCCGCGAUGGGCGGCGGCCAACCUAUUGGGUUUGCUGUUGGACUCACGGUCGGUGGCUUUCUGACUGACGGCAUUGGAUGGCAAUGGGGCUUCUAUUUGGCUGCCGUUUUCGAUGCCGCCAUCUUCGCUGUUGCGCUGUUCGGACUGCCAAAGUCUAUCGACUCUCCGCUGGAGGGCCAGGGUGCAGCGGAUCUCACGUGGCGCCAGAAGUGGAUGCUGAUCAAGCAUGACAUUGAUUGGGUGGGAGCUCUCAUCGCCAGUGUCUCUCUGGCUGCCUUGUCCUACGUCUUUGUUACCAUAACGGGUACCAACGCGUCUAUAGCGCAGCCAGAAAGCAUUGUGCUGCUUGUUGUUGCGUUUGGACUCAUUCCUGUCUUCAUAUGGUGGGUUGGCCGAAGGGAAAAGCUGAACAAACCUGCCAUCAUACCUGCCAUCGAAACCAUGCUCACAUUCUUCUUCCAAGACGUCCAGGAACUUUCGGCAACGAAGUCCUCGCUCUACUUCCUACCAGCGCCGGUGUCGGGUGCGUUGAGCAACAUAGUAAUAGGCUUCAUCGUCCACCGCAUCUCGGCCAACUGGCUGGUCCUGGGAGGGUGUACGAUAUCUGCCUUCGGCCCAUUCGUCAUGACCUUCGCCAAGGUCAACAGCUCAUACUGGUCGCACGCCUUCCUCUCAAACGCUUUCAACCCGGUUGGAGCCGACUCACUCUACGUCGUCGCCAACCUGCUGAUCACCAGCGUCUUUCCGCCGAGGACUCACGGCUUGGCCGGCGGAGUUUUCAACACCGUUGCUCAAGUGGGCAAGAGUGUCGGCAUAGCUCUGGUCGCCGUCAUCGCUUCUGCUGUGACGGAGAACUCAGACUACGAGAACAAGAAAAGUCCGGCGGCAUUGCUGGCGGGCUACAAUGCCACGUUCUGGUUCUGUUUUGCCCAGAUUCUGGCGACGGUUGUUAUUGCGUUUUUUGGAUUGAGAAAAGCUGGCAAGGUUGGGCACAAGAAGGACUGA